Messenger RNA from Candidozyma haemuli, 1125 nucleotides. RefSeq names its product Met4p (gene MET4). Gene Ontology annotation, molecular function: DNA-binding transcription activator activity, RNA polymerase II-specific; RNA polymerase II transcription regulatory region sequence-specific DNA binding. The record is from RefSeq and is a predicted model, not a curated record. The coding region runs from base 1 to 1125 and encodes 374 amino acids. The transcript has a single exon. NCBI's taxonomy places the organism in Eukaryota, Fungi, Ascomycota, Pichiomycetes, Serinales, Metschnikowiaceae. Gene Ontology annotation, cellular component: Cbf1-Met4-Met28 complex; nucleus. Gene Ontology annotation, biological process: regulation of transcription by RNA polymerase II.
AUGCCAGAAACAUCCAACGCCUUGAUAGACCAGUUGGUAUACAUCGACAACUUCAUUAAUACUGCUGCUGAAGACACGCCAAAUCUUGACGUGGAUAGCCAGUUGCUGCUUGACCUAGCAGCUUUUGCGGACGACUCGUUCGUGUUUCCAGACGAAGAGAAACCUAAACACGAAGACGAACUGAACGACCACGACGAUACGCCAUUCCACCACGAGCUUGGCUCGAACCUGGCGUCUUUAAACAAUAACAACAACAGUAAUAGUAACGACGCGUGGUUUAGCCAGUCUGCCAGGCAACACAGGAAAAGCUUCAAAGACAAGGACUCCAACGGUCCCAAAGGUCUUAGCGUCAACGAGCGGACGAAACUAGCUAAACUUAACCGUCUUCAUCAUUACAACCAGAACUCGAACGAAUCCCUGACUCCGACACUUCCGAGCCAGGCGCACCCUGAGCCUUCAAACGAGACUCAUGUCGAAGAGAAUGUUCAAAACAACAGUCUUCUAAGUGAACCGCAGAGGGAUCUUUCUAAUCUUCCGAAGUUCCCUGUCCCACCUGGAGCUAAAACUUCCCUUGAGCAAGCUGGUCUUAGUCUGUAUCAAAUCGACUUGCUAUCUGCAUUGAUCGCUCAGCACCAGGGAAACCUUACUGAAGAACAUGCUGACCCAUUCCAAAACCAACAUUCUCGUAAUCAAUCCGGGAUAGACUAUCCCAGUACAUUCGCUAUUGCUCCUACUUUGGCCUACCAGACUAACGCAGUUGACACACCAGGUUCCGUCAACUCUGCUUUCAGCUCCGAGAGCUCUCGGAGUAACUCCGCUCUUGCCACACCCAGUGUGCUGAGUACCGGUGAUUUUGGUAUGGACAGAACUAAUGACUUGGAUAAGAGAAAAAGAAAUACUGCUGCUAGUGCUCGUUUCAGAAUCAAGAAGAAGAUGAAGGAGAAAGAAAUGGAGGCUAAGAUUCUGCUGUUAGAUGAUCAUAUCAGGAAAUUUGAGGUCAAGGUGAGCGAACUCGAGAUGGAGAACAGGCUUCUCAAAAAUCUCAUUAUUGAAAAGGGAAACCGCAAUUCCGACGAGGAGCUUCUUCUAUUAAAGGAGAGGAUAAAGGUCGAAAAGCGGAGCUAA